Molecule: messenger RNA, 12795 nt
Organism: Anopheles darlingi
Lineage: Eukaryota; Metazoa; Arthropoda; Insecta; Diptera; Culicidae
Gene: btv
Product: cytoplasmic dynein 2 heavy chain 1
Exons: 14
Coding region: 1-12795 (4264 amino acids)
Biological process (GO): microtubule-based movement
Cellular component (GO): dynein complex
Molecular function (GO): dynein intermediate chain binding; minus-end-directed microtubule motor activity; dynein light intermediate chain binding
Source: RefSeq, a predicted model, not a curated record
AUGGCCAAUCGGUUUCGGUUUAUCUAUAACGCGUGCGUGGAGUUCUUCAACGUAACAACCCUCAGCAACAGUGACGUCAUUAAGGAGUUUCUCCAGAACGAUGACGUUACCGUCCUGGCAGCGAUCUCGGUCGAAGGUGAGGUUCUCCUGCAGAAUGCGGUCCCCGUGGAGGAUCAGUACGGGUUGCUGUUCUACAAGAUACCGAACCUGGACUUUAGCGGCCACACCGGACCGGCCAAGAUUGGGGUGUUAACGCUCGAGGGUGGACUAGCGAAGUCCAUCUACAACUCGAUGCAGCGUGUCUUUUCACCGUACAUCCUGAAGAAGAGCGAAUAUCCGACCGAAAUACGGACGCUGCUGCAGAACCUACACUCCAGCCUUGGUCUAUCGCUCGGACUGACCGAGUCGGGCAUACUGUCGCUAUCGGAUGAGGUUAGCUUUUGGAUGCACAAAACCAAGAGCCUACCGACGAAAGCGGACCGUGAAGCGGCCCGAUCGUUUGCCACGAUCUUGGAACAGAUCAGCCAACAGUUCGGUGAUAGUGAGUCGAUGAGUUUGAGCAAACUGGAUGAAAUGAUCGACGUGUGCCAGACGGCGCUGGAUGAAAUCUGGCGGUUACCGAACCAUUAUCCACAGAAUCGUAUGUGCAGCAUAUUCGACAUGAUAUCGGUGCGGGUGGUCACUUCCUGCACAGAGCAUCUCAUGGAGCUGGAUAUGUGGGACAUUGGUACGGUCACGUUAGACGAUGCGAUCGGGCAUGUCAGGGAAACGCUCGACUCGUGGAUACAGACCUUCGAUUCCUUAACGCGCCUGUUCUGGCCCAACUAUGAGCCCCAUCUGUGGGUUGGGGAACCGUAUCGGUCGAAACUUCUCAGCAAAUUUCAGACCAGAUACAAAGAGAUUCUAGAUAUCCGGCACUUGAAAGAUUUGCUGUAUGCUCUUUUCUUCGAGAGUGAAAAGUACUUUCCCCUAGUCAACGAAGUGACACAGCCAUUCCAUGGGAUGAACAUCUAUGAUCUCACACCACUCGGAAAUAAACGCUGGGAGACGGCCAGGAAUAAGAUGGAGCAAGCGCUGGCGAAGAUCGACGAAAGUGCAGCCUUCGUGUUGCAGCAGAAACUCCUCGAAACCGGUGGAAACGCACGCCACACGGUAAUGGUGUUUAAUCGCUACAAAGAAAUCCUAACUCGGCCGCUCAUACUGGAAACGCUGGCUGCCGAACGGUAUCAAGUGUUCCGGAACGUAGACACGAUGCUCAAGGAUCUGCGCGAAAUGCUCAGCAGCACCAACUUCACGGAAAGCGACGUAACACCGAUCGUGGCCGAAACGCGCUGCUACCGGGUGGUGCAGGAUGAGCUGCGGCAGCUCGAAUCGAUCGUCACGGCACUGUGCCGUGAUCGGGAGGGCCAGGUCGACGCAUUGAAGCGGAUUGUCGAAUUUCGGGAAGAGAUGGAGGCACUCAUACGGGCGAACUUUGAAACGUGGACCGAAAACUCCAUGAUGGCCAUACGUGAUGGUGAGCUAAGCCUUCGUGAAAACCAGCCGGUGGUCGUGUUUGAUAAGUCCGACAAUCAGCUGAUGAAGGUAACGUUCGGACCGAAGCUGGUCACUUUCAUCGAUGAAGCACGUCAUCUGCAGAACCUGGGCCUGAAGCACUCGACGGAGAUCCUGCGCAAUGUGACGCAUUCGAUGCGUUUCGUUGCACACGCUCGCCGUUUGCAGCAGGUGGCCACCUUCCACAAUACGAUCGGUGGCGUGAUGGUACCCUGCAUACGCCCAAUCAUGCUAAAGAAUGCAAUGGAGUUCUCGAAACUGGUCCGCAGUGAGUCUGUAUCGUGGAGCGAAGAGGAAUCCGUCGAACGGUACAUCGAAGCACUGCAGGAAGCGGUCAAGCGGUUGCUGAAGGAUAACAAUCUGCUGACGGGUUACCAUGAGCAGGCCCGCAAAUCGAUCGUGAAACUCAUGGAUACGGAUCUGAUCCGGCAGGCGGCUGUGUGGAAGGAAGAGAUUCGCAGUUUGCGUGAAGUGAUCGUCGGCAUGGAACGGCAGGGCUACGCAAAUCUGAACCCAUUCAAGCUACACUGGGACCACCAGCUGUACAAGGUGUUGGAGUAUCAGUACAUUGCCGGGCUGCUGGAUGUACACCACAAGCUGCCCGAGAUCCACGUCGAUCUCAUCUUUCGCCAGCAGCGCAUCCAGCUGCGGCCAACGCUCGAGGAAAUCAAAUCUAAGUACUACGCCCAGGUGCGGCGGUUCAUCGAGAAGCCGGUCAAUUUUAAGGGACUCUCCGAUCAGAGUAGCACCCUGUUCCGGAUCAUGAUCGAGCGCAAUUAUCAGCACUUCGGGAUAAUGUACGAAAAGGCCGAGAUUGUGUUCCGACAGCUGUUAGAGUUCCGCGACAGCUGGUUACCCUUCGUGGCGCUCGGUAUGGUUGACCUGGAGCAGCUUUGUACCGUCCAUUGUACGAGCUGGCAACACUGGGAUAACAAUUUCCGAGCCUGCAAACGCUUCAGCCAGCAGCUAGCGCGGAUACAGGAACGCGAGAAGGGAAUCGAUUGCCUCAUCAUUAACUAUGCGCCACUGUGCGGUGACAUCGAGUCACUCAGCCGUCGCUACUGGGAGGCACUGGUGGCCAGUUUGCGAACCUCCAUCCUCGACAGCAUCGCCGAGAUACAGGAGUACCUGGCGUACUCGUUUAACGUGCUGCAGAACAUUCCCCAGGACGAGCUGGGCAUUGCGGAGUCGAGCGCCAAGUACGAGAAGAUUACGAGCGAUCUGCCCAAGAUGGGUGAGCUGAUGAAAUCGCUGCAAGGUAAGGACUCGUGCUUGGCGGGCUGGUGUAAGGAGCGCGUUUCGGCGCUCGGCGGGAUCGUGCUACAGUGGAACCAGCUGCAACCACUGAUCGACAACCAUCAGACGCUGCUACAAGGCCGUCUCGACAUCAUCAAGGAGAACAUUCUGCGCCUAAUUCACGAGCUGAACGAUGAGGCGGAGAAGUUCGCGAUCCGCUGGGAAUCCACAAUCAAAGAUCUCGAGACCAAUGAAAAUGCAGACAUGACCCUGUUCCGUGAUCGACAAACUCAAUGGAAGCAGAUCCUUUCUCAACGAGAAACGCUCAACAAACAAACGGAAAAGUUUAACAUUACUGUACCGAAGGAAUUCCACGAGGUGUUCACCAAACUCGAGCAGGACAUUACGGAGCAGGGCAAGAACUGGCAACAGUUCAACGAGUUUCUGCAGGACUUUGAUACGGUCGGUAGCGAAGAGUGGACCAUCUAUCGUCGCCGUCCACAUAUUUUGACGGAUUUCCUGGCACGCUGGGACCAUGGUGGUGCAGGACUGGUGGCACAAAACGCUGCGAACGUAGCCAGCACACGCAUCAGCACCAUGGUCGAUCGCUACCGGAGCGCACUACCGGUGCUUACCACCCUUCAGUCGGAUGCACUGAUCGAGAAGCACUGGGCGCGGUUGUGUAUGUUGCUGUCGAUCGAUUCCCGAUCGCUGCACGAUCUUUGCCUUGGUGAUGUCCUAGCAGCCAGUGAUCGGUUGCUGGAACAGGCCGGUGAAAUUCAAACGAUCGUCCGUGGUGCUGCCUCCGAGCACGUUAUCCGACAGGCGAUCGUCGAGCUGGAACAGUGGGCUGCCACGGCCACCCUGAAGCUCAUCGACUACACCGAUUCACGCGGUUCCGCCAUGAAGCUAAUCCGGGAGUACGUCGAAACGCUUAACAAGAUCGGUGACAACCAGUUCCUGCUGCAAUCGUCUAAAAACUCGUCCGCCGCGUUCGAAUCGUUCUCGGAUCAGGCGGACGUGUGGGAAGAGAAGUUGAACAAUCUGGACUACAUCGUGACGCAUCUGAACCAGAUUCAGAAGCGUUGGAUUUAUCUAGAGCCCAUCUUUGGUGCCGGUACGUUGCGGAAAGAGGAGGCCGUGUUUCGCAGUAUCGACAAAAACUUUCGCUAUAUCAUGCAGGAGAUCGCGAUGGAUCCGAGGGUUGUGUCGGUCCAUCGCAUUAACAACAUCCUGUCCAUCAUCGAUACGCUGCAGAUGCAGAUCAGUCGCUGCCAGAAUGCGCUCAGUACGUAUAUACGGACGAAGAGGGAUGCGUUCUCGCGCUUUUACUUUCUCUCUGAUGACGACCUGCUUGAGCUGCUUGGCCAGUCCUCGAAGGAAGCCAUCGUUCAGAAGCACAUCCGGAAGCUGUUCCCUGGGGUGUAUCGGUUGAUGCUUGAGGACCAGGAUCAGGCCGGUGAGACCGGUGAGACAAAGGUAAUCGGUUUUGCCAGUGAAGAAGGUGACGAAAUCCGGCUGGUGGGUGUUGGUAUACCGAUCGCUGGUGUACCGGUCGAGCAGUGGCUCGCUAGUCUGGUGGAGAAGAUCAAGGAAACGUUGAGCAAUCUGAUAAGUCAGUGUCUUCAAGUCGGUGAUACGUACGAGCUCGAAACGAUCGAACGAUUCCCGAUGCAGAUCCUUUGCCUGGUGGCAUCGAUCAACUUUACACGCCGCACGGAGAAAGCCAUCGUUGGAAUGCAGCUACCCAACUUGAAGCAACACAUUCAGAACGAGAUUGCCCGCUACUCCGGUGCACUACAGCAGCAGCAGCAGCAGCAGCAAAAUGCCGAACCGUCCUCUGGUCGCCAGUUGACGUGCAUCAAGCUACGCUCCCUGCUGAUCGAUCUGGUACACCACCAGACGACGGUGGACUAUCUGGUGACACACAAUGUCACCAACCUCCACGACUGGUACUGGCUACAGCAGCUCAAGUUCUACGCGACCGGCCAAGGAGGCGCAGGCACCAACAACGUCGUUGUGCGCAUGGUGCAUGCAGAGUUCCGCUACUCGUACGAGUUCCUUGGCAACUACAACAAACUGGUCUACACUUCGCUAGCGCACAAUUGUUACCUUACGCUCACGCAGGCCAUGCAGCUAGGCCUCGGUGGUAAUCCAUUCGGCCCCGCCGGUACCGGUAAAACCGAGUGUGUCAAAUCGCUCGGGGCCAUGCUCGGUCGGCUGGUGCUGGUGUUCAACUGCGACGAGAACAUCGAUAGCGCGGCGAUGGGUUUAAUACUGUCUGGACUGGCCCGUUGCGGUGCCUGGGGUUGCUUUGAUGAAUUCAACCGGCUACAGGAGGCAACGCUGUCUUCGAUCUCGAUGCUGAUCCAACCGCUACAGCGAGCACUCAAGGAGCGCCUGACGGAGGUACAAAUGAAUGGGGAGUCAAUACCGCUGGAUCAGCAUUGCUGUGUGUUUGUGACGCUUAAUCCAGCUGGCGAGGAGUAUGGUGGCCGCCAACAGCUACCACUCAACCUGCAGGCCCUGUUCCGCCCAAUUGCCAUGCAGGCACCUCGCCCACAGCAGAUCGCCCGAGUAACGCUGUUUGUCGAAGGUUUCCGGUUCGCCGAUCGCAUCGGCCACCAGAUUGUUGAGCUGUUCGAGUUGGCACAGCGAAUUCUCUCCCGCCAGCGCCACUACGAUUGGGGGCUGCGCGAACUGAAAGCCAUCCUGUCGGCAUGCGGUGGUGCCCUUACCGGUGGCGCAUCGUCCAGUGACACGGCAUCGUACGAACGGGAGGCCGCCAUGGUGGUGAGCGUGAUCCGGGCGAACCUAAUGUGCCGUCUGACGGCCACCGAUGCAACGCGUUUCGAUGUGCUGCUCGGGAACGUGUUCCCCGGUGUUCCACUGACGGCCAGUACCGAUGUGGAGUUACGUGGCGCACUCCAGAGUGCUUUCGGAACCAUCGGUCUGCAGCAGAACGAGCGUCAAAUCGAUAAGUGUCUGGAGUUGUACGCGCAGCUCCAGAAGCGUAUGGGUGUGGUGGUGAUGGGACCACCGCAAUCCGGUAAAACCACCCUCAUCAACCUGCUGAAGGAAGCUUUACUAGCCCAGGGUCACAUUAUCCGGCUGCACACGAUCUCACCGAAGUCGAUGGCCCGGGUGCAGCUGCUCGGUAAGCUGGAUCCGGAUACGCGCCAAUGGACUGACGGUGUGCUGACGUCACUGGCGGUGGCCGUUAAUGCCGAGAGCCGCAAUGUUACCUCCUGGAUCGUGUGCGAUGGUGAUGUGGAUCCCGAGUGGAUCGAAGCGCUCAACUCGGUGCUGGAUGAUAAUCGAUUGCUGACACUGCCAUCCGGUUGGCGUAUUCAGUUCGGACCGAACGUGAACUUCAUCUUCGAAACGCACGACCUCUCGACGGCCUCACCUGCUACCAUCUCCCGUAUGGGCAUCAUCAAUCUGAGUGCGGCCGAUCUACCGUACCAGCUGAUCGUCGCUAGCUGGUUAGCCGGUCGCAGUUCCAGCAUGACGGAUUCGACGGAUCUACUCGCAUCGUACUGCGAUCAGCAUCUAUAUCGGGCGCUAGAUUGGAUCGAGCAGCAUCAGGAGCGGCCUGUGGGUUAUUCACUCGUCAGUCUUGCCCAAUCUGCCCUCAUCGCGAUCGAGACAGCAUCCGGAUCGAGCAUUCGGAGCAGUGAACAUUUCUGUACCGGACUGUUGUGUGGGCUGAAUGGUGUACUGGGUCGACAGGAGAGUAAAAAUGCGCUCGCCAACCAAGUGUACGCCUGGGCUGAUAUCGCCGUGACGGACAGUGCGGUCGCCGAGUAUCACCAUUACAACAGCUUUCGCGAUAUGAUCGAACUGUACGGUACGGACGAUAUUACUGGUGCGACGAUCGAGGCAGGCACCUAUACGAACGUGCUCGUCAAGACACCGCUCAUGAAGCUGGCCAGUGAGCUGUUGAAGCGAAUCGUAGGAGCACGGGAACGUCAGGCCGGAGCGCUUCUACUGGUCGGACCGAGUGGCAACGGGAAGAGUCUGCUACUGCAGAGUAUCGUCGGUGAGUUCGCCGGUUACCAGCUGGUGACGAUCAACUGCAGCGCUCAGCUUACGACGGCCAGCAUCCUGUACACGCUUAAGCAGAACUCACUGAUCGUGACAACGGUGAAGGGCAAGGAAUAUCGGCCAAACUAUGCCCGGAUCGUACUAUACCUGCGCAAUCUCGAUCUGUGCACGGUCGAUGGUUGGGGUACGUGCGAGGUGGUCGAGCUGUUGCUGCAGCUAAUCCAUCGCCAUGGCUUCUACAGUGAAGGUGUUGAGUGGAUCUGUGUCAGCGGGGUACAGGUUUGUGCCUCAAUAGCGGAUCUCGAGAAAAGCAGCCUUUCGCCUCGCUUCCUGUCUGUCUGCCGGCUCGUAAGAUUCGGUUAUCCAUCGGAGCAGGAUAUGGAGAGUAUCGUCCGGAGUAUUCUGCUGCCGGUAUACAACCAGCUAGCGAAGGGUACGGUGCGGGUUAAGCUGGGUGAGCUGGUGCGCUCGAUCAUUAACGUGUACCUGAGGAUCAACGAGCGAUUCCAGCACAGUGAUGCUACGCACUACCGUUUCACACCGAAGAUGAUCGAGAAGUGGAUCGCCGGAUUGCUGUUCUAUCCGCAGGAGUGUUUCGAGAAAGCGCUCCAGUACGAAUGUCGACGUAUCUUCCGAGAUCGGCUGGUUACACUGGAGCAACGCCAGCAGCUGGAUGAUGUACUACGGGAAGAAUUCCGUGCACUGCGACCGAUCGAUGGGAGCGAACUGUUUGUCCCGCAGGAAGGCGUCGGUCAUCGGCAGCGUGCCGAGCUGCAGAUGCUUUCACUGGAACAGUGGCAUCAGACCAUCGAUCACAGUGUCUCCAUAUGCAAUGCGGAAAGUGUCAUUGUGGACGUCCCGAUGAGUGCAGCUUUCUAUGAUACGGUGGCCGCAAUCUGCCGGGCACUGGUGCGACCCUCGGUCAAUCUCGUCCUGGCUGGGCGUAGUGGUUCGGGGCGGCUGCAAGCGCUCUAUACGGCCUGUACGCAGCUCAACGUGAAGGUGGCGAUGCCACAGAUGGCGCGCCAGUACGGUACGGCCGAGUUUCAGACCGACCUGAAGAUCACGAUGCAAAACUGUGCCCUCGAGGGUGAACCGGUUGUCUUCUGUUUGCAUCAUGCCGUCGCUAACUUCCUGCCCGAUACGGUGCGCACCUGUGAAGCCAUCUUGGCCGGUGGUGAGUUGGCCGACUUUUUCGGUGAUGAUCUGGAGAACAUUGCGGCCCCAUUGAAGGCUCAGGCUGCGCUGGAAUCCUACCAAAGCACACCGGCGGCGUACUUUGUGCAGCGCCUCAAGCAGAACUUCCAUCUGGUGCUGGUGCUAGAGUCCGGUUGUCCGACGGUGAGGUCCCUCUUCGAGUCGUAUCCUGCGUUGUAUCAGAAAACCGAAAUGGUCUGGAUGCUGUCGGAGUCUUGUUCAAAGUCGGACGAUUUACGCACUUACCUGGCUACUUCCGUGGGUGCUGGACCUGGCGUUCGUGGAGAAACAGCUGGCAGCUUGGUACCGGUGACAAAUGGUGAACACACAACCAUACCGUUGCCCGCGUACUUUAACGAUCUCAUCGAUCUCAGACUUUCGGAGUGGAGCCUAUGUCCUCUGCGGCGUACGCAGUUACUGCGCUGCUACGGACAGCUGUACGGACUGGAGAAGAGCCACAAGGAGCAACACAAAACGAAGAUCCAGAUCGGUGUCGAUAAGCUGUCCGAGACGCACCGAGUGGUGGAGAAGCUGAAGCUCGAGGCGGAAGAGAAACAGAGCGCCCUGGCUGAGAAGCGCCAGCUAGCGAACCAAUCGCUGGACAUGAUCGCCAACACGAUGCGCUCGGCCAACGACAAGAAAACGGAACUGCUCGAGUUGCAGCGCCAGACGCAGGAAAGCAGCGAGAAGUUGAUCGAACGAAAGCGAGCGAUUGAAGAGGAGCUUAGCCUGGUGGAGCCAGUCCUGCGUGAAGCGAGUGCCGCCGUUGGACAGAUCAAAACGGAGGCUCUAUCGGAAAUCCGGUCACUGCGGGCUCCACCGGAGAUCGUACGCGAUAUACUGGAAGGUGUGCUGCGACUCAUGGGCAUACGGGACACGUCCUGGAACAGCAUGAAAACGUUUCUGGCUAAACGGGGUGUCAAGGAGGACAUCCGAUCACUCGAUCCGUCCCGCAUCGGUCCCGAGAACUGUGCAGCCGUUGAGAAGCUACUGGCGGCCAAGGCGGAUUCGUAUGAGCAGCGCAACGCGAAACGAGCCUCGGCUGCGGCCGCACCACUGGCCGCCUGGGUGAUUGCAAAUGUGAAGUACGCCAAGGUAAUGCAGAGCAUUAAACCGCUAGAGCGGGAGCAGCAUCAGCUGAAGGAGAACCUUGAUCAAGCGGAAGCCUCCAUGCAGUCAUUGUCGAGCGGGCUCGAUAAUGUAAACGAUACCGUCCGGGGGCUUUCGGAGCAGCUGAACGUCUACACACAGGAGGCUGCCAUGCUGGAGAUCAAGCUGGAAGAUGCCAAAAACACGCUACACACUGCCGAAGUGCUGGUGCAGAAUCUGAGCAGUGAGUACACGAGCUGGAGCAACGAGCUGGACGAACUGAACCAUGCCAUUGCACACUUGACCGGAAGAAGUUUCAUGACCGCCCUGAACUUGACUCAACUUUCACAGAUGAGCCUUGAGACGAGAAGAGCGUGUAUGGCUAAGCUGGCCGAACUAACGGGUACUCCAGUGUUCGAGCUUGAUCAGCAGUUGGUCAGCAAUCAGGAUAAGAUCAUUUGGGAGAGCAUGGGCCUCACGGCUGACCAGCAGUACCGCGAAAACGCCGGUAUGCUAUCCAAGUACUUUUCGCUACCAUUCUCCUCCACUCCCGUCCCACUACUGAUCGAUCCCUCGGAGUAUGGUCAGCAAUGGUUGGUCAACUAUCUGGCAUACCUAAACCGUACCACCGAACUAACGAGCCAGAGUGCGGAACGGUUUGCGUACAGUCUCGAGCUGGCCGUACGAUUUGGGAAGGUGCUGAUCGUCAAGAACGUCAACUCGAUCGAUCCACCGCUCCUGCCGCUGUUCUGCACUCCCGUGCAGAGCCGCUUCAACAAGCGGUUAGUUCAGGUCGGUAAUAAAACUAUCGAUCUGCACGAUGACUUCAAGCUGAUACUGAUCACACAAAACGAGAACCUCGAGGCACAGAUUGGUGCCGAUCUGAGAGCACAGCUGAUGGAGCUUCGCUUCACGACGACAGUGGCCGGACUUACGGACGUGCUAACGUUCCGCUGGGUGCACACGAAGCAACCGGCGAUCGAACGUAAGCGAACGGAAUUGCUCCAGGAGGAGGGCAAGUUGAUGAAAGAGAAGGUGAACCUACAGGACAAGCUGCUGCAGGAGUUGUCUGCGGCGCAGGGUGAUAUACUGAAGAACGAACCCCUGCUGGCGACCCUGAACAGCAUCAAGGCAAGUGCGGUGGCGAUCGAGAAGUCAUUGGGCGAGUUCGUGCAAGUGCGGGAUACGAUCAUGGAGCACUACACACAGCGAACGGUGCUAAGCGAAAUGGCGGCCAAGCUGUACAUGGGCAUUCGCAGGUUCUACGCACUCAGCGUAACAAAGUAUAUCGCCAUCUUUCUUAGCGUUAUCGACAACGAUAAGCAUACGGGACAGGAUGCCCUGUACAGCAUUCUGGUACGUCGUGUCUACUCGCUUCUCAGUCGUAGCAUCCCGAAGGACGAACAAAUCAUUCUGGGACUGAACGUGUGCAAGCAAGCAUUUCCCGAGCAACUACCGGACCGGGAAUGGGAAUCAUUUGUUCACAAUUUUACCAAUGCAGACGCAUCGAGCACCGGUGCAGGAGACGAUGGUCCACGAGGGUGUCCUGCUUGGGUAAGACCGGAGCAAAGGGCUAAAGUGAUGGCGCUGCAAACACUACUGCCAGACCUUUACCAUCGACUGGAGCUGCACAAUGAGUCCAAAGAUUGGAGCCGGUACACGGAAGGUGAUGAAGCGGUCGCUCCAGUAUCGCUGACCGAGUUCCAGCAGAUUCUCAUAGCACAGAUCCUACGUCCGGAUCUGCUCAUCCGGACAAUCCACCGAUCGGUGCGUAAUUUGUUAGGAUUGAAAACGCUCUAUAGCACCCGUCCGUCCGUUAAAGCGUUAGCAGAGGAAUCGACUCCCGCGGAACCGCUGUUACUGGUGACUUCGUCGGGCAUGGAUCCUGCCGAGGAGAUCCGCGAACACGCCCGCCAGACGACCGGUAUUGGGUUGGCAAAGUACAACGAGUUCUCCAUCGGUAAGGGUCUGGAGAUGGAGGCACUGAAGCUCAUCAAGGAUGCCGCCAAUACGGGCAGCUGGAUCUGCAUCAAAAACGUGCACACAGUGCCGACCUUUUUGAUGUCCACCCUGGAUGAAGCUCUGAAGACGGUUCCCCUGGCGGACGGUUUUCGGCUGUGGUUAACCUCGGAAACGGAUCGACAGAUCGGGGAGGUGUUUCUAAAGAAGUGUCUCAAGGUACUGUACGAGCCACCGGCUGGUUUGAAGCACAAGCUGAAGCUCCUACUUGAGCAGCACGAUCUCGGGGCGAUCGGUAGCAAGAAGCGAGAUUUUAAAACGAUCAAGUUGCACGUGGGAUUGUUCCUGCUGCAUUCGAUCGUACAAGAGCGACGAUCGUAUAUACCACAAGGAUGGAGCAAGAGAUACGAUUUCUCCGACGCAGAUCUGCGUACCGCCAUGGAUAUGAUCCAGUAUGUCGAGGCUGCCAGCGGUUCAGUAUCAGCGGGAGCGAAAAUCCCGUGGCCCGUCAUACAGGGAUUGUGCGAGAAGCUAAGCUACGGUGGCCGCAUUGAUAAUGAGCAAGACUUUCAACGCCUGGAGCACCUGGUGCGUGAGUUUAUCGAUGAAAAGAUCAUGACCAGCCGUUGGCAGCCAGCAUUCCUGGGCAUUACCGUUCCGAACUCGAGCCACAUCGAGGACUACGUGAAAGCGUUCGAUCAGCUACCCGACACCGACAGCCCAACACUGUACGGCAUUCCGGCGUCCACCAAUGCGUCCCGGGAUCUCAUCUUCUGCCGGAAUACACUGAAGGCCCUCCGAUCGCAGUACUUUUCGGCUGGCACGGUGCAGAACUACGAGAAGCGGUUGCGUCCGAUCGUUGGUCUGUGGUACAAACUGACGAAUAGCUCGGGCCACCACUCGGGUUCGGUUUCGAUCGUUACGCGAUUCAAUUCGCUUAUCGAACGUUCCCGCGACAGUGCGGAUCCGUGGACGAUCUUCGUUGUCUCGGAGCUGACGAUCGCACGUGAUCUGCAUUUUACGAUCGGCGAGACACUGCAGGCACUGAAGCUGGCCCUUAAGGAUGCUGGUCUGCUGACCGCGAAAGAUCGUGCCCUGUUGGGAACGAUCUGUGACAAUCUGGUGCCAGUACAGUGGCGCCGUCUCUGGAGUGGCCCGAAGACAGUGAUCGAGUAUCUGCGAGCGGUUACGUUUAAGACAGCUCAAGCGGAAGCCAUGUUUAGCUCGCUGCUGGAGCAACAAACGAUCGAACGGGUGGAUUUGAACCAUCUCUUUAAAGUCGAAGCCAUGCUAUCGGCUCUGAAGCUCUACAGAUCAAGGGAACUGGGUGUCUCUACGACGGAGCUUACGCUCGUGGCAAAGUUUGGUGGCGUUAAUGGCAGCUCCCCAAAGAAUGGUAUCCUGGUGGCACCGAUUCUGAUCGAUGGAGGCACCUUAAAGCACAACAAGCUGAUCAUUCAACAAACGUCCGCCAAUCAGCAGACAGCAGUCGAGGGCGUCUCUACGGGGCCGUUUGUGUUAAGCUACCAACAUCAACCGGCGGACCGGAGCGAACGAUCAUCACGGGACGAUGCGAUAUCGGUUCCAUUAUACAACAACAUCUCGCGCGAUGUGCUGUUCUGCUCGAUCCUCAUGGAUAUUGGUUCCGGACUGAGCAAGAGCCAAAUUAUCGCCGCCGGUAUUGCCCUGAUUGUGCCGGAGAGUUAUCAGUAG